CGAAAUUCAUUGGUCAUGUUCCUGAUCAUGGGCCUCCAACCCAGCACUAAUGCUCUUUAGCAGGCUGGCCCAACGCGGGGAAAAAGAGAGGAAGAAAAGAGGCCCAAUUAACUGUACCAAUUUCUUUUUCUUUUCUUUAGAAUUUGACGAAAAAGAAAAGAAUUAUUCCGUUGUCGUUGGAAGACCAAGCCGCCAUCUGAGAACAUCCCCGUUUACCGCGAGAACGCAACUUUCUGCUUCAAACAUUUUCCGCGAGCGCUCAAUUCGCAGAGUUCGUUACAGAGAGAGAGAGAGAGGAAGGGAGAGACAGAUGGCAACAAUGGCGGCAACAGCUACCGCUUGUUGCGGAAGCAGCUCGUUCAAAGCGAAUUUUAGGGCAAAUCGGAGAAAUGGCACAGAUUCUUCUCCGUCGUCCACUUUAGCCUCCUCACCGUCGUCGUCUCGGUUAUCGUUCUCUUCCAGAGUUUCCGGCUGCUCUCUCCGCUCACAGCGCUCCGUUCCUUCCCUUCGGAUGGCGAAUUCCGGGAAUCCGGAUCAGGUUGUUUUAGCUUCGGCGAAGGCGGAACCGCCUCUUAGAAUCAUGAUAUCAGGUGCUCCGGCGUCGGGUAAAGGGACUCAGUGCGAGCUCAUAACCAAAAAGUAUGACUUGGUGCACAUUGCUGCUGGAGACUUGCUGCGGGCAGAAAUUGCUUCCGGGAGUGAAAAUGGCAAGCGGGCUAAGGAGUACAUGGAGAAAGGACAGUUGGUUCCAGAUGAAAUAGUCGUGAUGAUGGUGAAGGAUCGGCUGUUGCAGUCUGACUCGCAAGAGAAGGGCUGGCUAUUAGAUGGAUACCCACGGAGUAUGUCGCAAGCAACUGCUCUCAAGGGAUACGGCUUUCAGCCUGAUAUCUUCAUCGUCUUAGAAGUCCCUGAAGAUAUAUUGGUUGAAAGAGUUGUUGGGCGUAGGUUGGACCCCGUUACUGGCAAGAUUUACCACCUGACCUACUCUCCACCUGAAACUGAAGAAAUAGCUGCUAGACUCACUCAACGGUUCGAUGACACUGAAGAAAAGGUGAAGUUGCGGUUGCAGACCCAUAACCAGAAUGUGGAAGAUGUACUCUCAAUGUAUGAAGAUAUUACUUUGAAGGUCAAAGGGAAUGCGCCAAAGGAAGAGGUUUUUGCUGAGAUCGACAAUGCCCUGUCGAAACUGCUAGAGAGUAGGAAGGCAACUUCAGAAUCUCUGGCUGCUUGAUAUGAAAGUAUGUUUGCCAGAAUGCCUCUUUUCUCUUAGUAACUGUGAUGAAUAAGUUGGUUUUCUUCCAGCACACAUAUUCCUUUUUCUUCUUCCACUUUUCUUCAUCAUGAGUCAUGACAACAUGCGGUUUGAUAAUCUUGUACAGUAGCAUUUAAAUAAGAUAGAGACACCUUAGAGCUACGUCAAACUCAAACCGAAAAUCCAAUCAUGGUCCCGAUUAAUUAUGUGCACUCAUCUAAAUGUUCAUUUCAGCAUGAGAACUGAUGAGUUGAGCCCAUGCAAACAUAUCUCACCCUCGUUUGAGGAGCUUGUAACUUUCAUCUGAGGAGCUUGUAAAAGGAUAAACGACAGUAUUGAUUGUGCAUCUCUGUAUUACUCGAGUGAUUGACAUUAAUUGGUUCAGGAUUUGUGUUGGUCUUAUGCUUGGGAAAAUGUGCACUUUUAGUUCCUAUCCUAUGUUGUUUGAACAUAUAUGCCUCUUUGUAUUAUGAUUCUUGACGAACACUUUUUAUGUGUAGAACUGUGGUGUUAAAUUUAAUCUCUCUACUGAGUUCAUUCCUUAAAGAUUCUAUUCAAGUCCAAUACUUGGCUUAAUAGUUAAUACACAUGUUCUUGAUCUUGAUCUUACAUAGAGGGAUUACAAAUAUCACCGAGUCAAGCAUCAUCCUCUAGAACAAUCCUAUAUUUCUGCUCUAGAUGCAUGCAUUCAGGAAAUCCACAAGUCUUUUUGUUUCUUCCUUCUCAUGGAAAGACUUUUCCACAUGCUUUUCAUUUCCUAUUCCAUGGAGAGAAGAAGUUCGUGUUGCAGUGGAAGUCAUAAUUAGAGGAGAAAAGGACUUUUGUUGGUUCUUCAUUUUCUUCGAGGACCUCACCACCCCCGACUUGCCAGAAACUCAAAUUAAGCUGCUGCUUAGAACCUUCUUCUGUCACUCUUCUGCUGCAUGAAUUUUUUCAGUUUGAAUGGUGGCGGUGGAGUCUUCCCUUUCUACAUAUUAUUAUUAGUCAGGAAAGACAAAGUCGUCUUCUGAUUUCGUAGGGUUUGGACCAUGUCGGUCAAUAUCAUAAUAUAAUGUCAAGAUUAUGAUAAUCGGGUAAUCUUACAGAGCUUUCCAUUGACUUAAUGACUCUUCUUUUUGCCUUGUAUGUUACUUAAUAGGGGGGUUUGUUAAUCAAAGGCAACUUGCAAGUGGUGGAUCACUUGUUAGUCAUUGGCAUUACUCAUUAUUAUGGUUUGCAAGCUAACUGGUUCACUUAUUCAUGAGGCAGGUCACUUGCUAGUUAUUGUAUAAUUGUCUGCUGAUUGAUACUUUGACCUACUAAUGAUCAUCAACGUAUCCAUAGAGUGGUUUCUAGAGUAGCUUUGAACCCUCAUUUAAAAGUGAAUAAAACAAAAAACAAAAUGAAGAUGGAGUGAAAAUUGGUUUUGGGGUAUCAACUUGGAUCAAUUGUGAACGCAUCAUACUCAUUGUAUCUCGUGUUUCUUUUAUGUAUUACAGAUUCGACAAUUAAAAAGGUAUAAACACGUGCUUACACAUAUCCUGUCGAGUCAAAGAGUGAAAUUUAUAUCACAAAUGAAAAAACGAAUUUGUCUUUGGCUUCCAAUGUACUUGGGAAAAAAUGAUGUAACAAGUAUGUAAUGAUAGUCGAUAGUUGUAUAUGAUAGUAAAUAGAUUGUUGCCAAAAGGAUACAAUACACUGGUAAUCGAAGAUCUUGAUCAAUGUCAGAUCAAUCACUAGCUUAAUAAAAUUGUCGAAAAAAGCUAAGUACUAUUUAUGUAUCAAAUACUACUGGAUAGUCUAGGAAUCAAAAUGGUAUUGAUGU
This is a messenger RNA of Linum trigynum, 3056 nucleotides long. The record is from the annotation of a GenBank genome assembly. NCBI's taxonomy places the organism in Eukaryota, Viridiplantae, Streptophyta, Magnoliopsida, Malpighiales, Linaceae.